Molecule: messenger RNA, 5519 nt
Organism: Solenopsis invicta (red fire ant)
Lineage: Eukaryota; Metazoa; Arthropoda; Insecta; Hymenoptera; Formicidae
Gene: prd1
Product: pleckstrin homology domain-containing family M member 2
Exons: 9
Coding region: 29-3652 (1207 amino acids)
Biological process (GO): positive regulation of membrane tubulation; Golgi organization; lysosome localization
Cellular component (GO): endosome membrane
Molecular function (GO): kinesin binding
Source: RefSeq, a predicted model, not a curated record
GCGGGUGACCUGCGCCCCAGUAAAAUCAAUGAGUGCGUUCGUCGACGAAGCCGCCGACGGCGGCAGCGCGACACAGCCGUGGUGGUGCGACACCAGCAGCAGCCGCGUCGUCGUGGGUGCCGCCGCUUGGGUGCUCCGUCGAACCCUCGGCACCGUUCUCCGCGACGAGUACGGGCCGUCAUUUUCACGUCGGCGCGACGUGGAACAUGUGAGUGCACGUGGCGGCGAGAUGCCGUCGUCCGGCCGCCACGAGGACAUGGAUCUCUGCACGGACAAGGUCCUCUCCAAGGGCAGGAUCCUGCAGGAGCUCACGAAGGCCGUCAAACUGGUCUACGCCCAAAGUCUCUACGGUACCGUGGUCUUGGACGGUGAUUCUUGGUUGGUUUACUGGCUGGAUCGCGCGUUACGCCAUGGGCUGCGUGUAGAGAGACAUGGAUAUUGGGGCACCGCUAGAGAGCUUAGUCAUCAGGACACAGUCGUAGUCAUACAUGCACUGCAGAGUGUAUUAACUUCUAUAGGAAAAGGUCGAGCAUGGCUCUAUCACACUCUGAGCGAAGGCAGUUUUGAGAGCUAUCUGGCUUGUUUACUGCGAGACACGAAGACGUUAAAGAAACAGUACUUUCCACAUGCACUCGUGAGAGAUGUCGAUAAGACCAAUCAAUUGGUUAAUCUUCUUGCCGGUCUGGAGAACGUGUCCUUCACAUUGCAAUUGGAUGUGACCUAUUUGGACAUCUGCAAUUACAUGCCACAGAGGCCUAUGAGCGUAAAUCCAUCGGGAACAGUCUUGUCAUUGCAUCUUAGGUCUUCUAGCGUUUCGAGUCUAGCCUCUCCUGGAGACAGUGGUGUUGCAUUCGACAGUGACAUGGACAUUGCAAAUGAAACUGAUGGAAGCAGUUACAAAGAGGAGGAUUAUUCAAUGGACGAUAUUCCUAAAUACCGGAAUAACAGGUACAAAACGAUUAUCAAUAAUCGUAUGGAGGACAAUAAAAAUUUUGGAUCUAGUGAUUCGAGCGAGGAUGGCAAGACGCCAACGCAAUCACCGGCAACUAAAUUUCAGACUGUUGUAAUGACAAAAAAUGAUAUAGUCAACCAGAAUGUAACACGAAAAUUGGACGACAAUGAAAUGAACUGCUCCAGUUUGGAAACUCUUAAAGAGUAUAAUUUCUACAGUAAGAGUCUGGAUGAGGGAAACGAUGAAACGAACAAAAUUGAUAAUGACGUAAAGAACCGCAGUAAGAGAGGCACUUACUAUAGCGACAGUCCUGCUUAUAGCUUUAAGAAGAAUAUAGAUCCUCGUAAUUCUUAUGUAAUCAAUAAUGAUACGAAUCUAUUAGAGCUGAGCAUGACAAUCUCUGAUUGUGACAACAUGGAUGCGCCUUAUGGCAUUUUGAAUACGAUCAAUAUGACCGACGCCAGCAUUCUAUCUUCCUCCAGUUCAGAGGGCAUAGUACAACGUAGGCGUAAAAAGAAACGAGGCGAAAGUAAAAAACGAGUUAGCUUCCAUGAAGACAUACUGAAAACAAUGAAGUUAGAAGAUGACGAGAACUUUACUGAUUUUUCCAUGAGUUUCUUGCUGCCUAGCUCCGUUUUAAAGAGGGACGCUCAGAAAGGCAGGUACAGUUGGUGCGCGCACGGGGAUUCGCCGUAUAUGCAGAAGAACAUGAAUGCCGGCAGAAAUGCGCACUCAGAUUGCUACUCGUUCUCAUCGUCAUCGUCGAGCACGUUUGACAGUGAUGGAACUGAUAAGCAAGAGUUGUCGAAACUAUGCAUUGAUAUGCCAUGUCAGCGUAAUUGUAGGUGCAAUUGUAGUUUAUCGUUAUCGGAGCGCGGAGCGCCGGAAGGCCAGGAAGAUCCGGGAAAAAGUCUGAGGCCUAAAAUGGAAAUAGAAUUGGGAGAAAAUGAGGCGCAAGAAGCCUACAUCGUUGAAAAGGCGUACGGUAACAUUGUUGAAGAUCCGCCAUCCAAACUGGAGAUGCCGCAAUCGAUGGAUUCUAAAAAAUAUGCCAAUUCAAAUGAUUGGUCAGACGCGGAUAGCGUUACAACAAUAUCCGAACUGGACGAACGUAAGAGUAAUCGACACUUGGCCUCACCGUCGAAGAAACGUAAUAUGACGGCGAUACUAACGGGUGAGAGUAGUAAUAAGCUUUUGAUGCCGCCUUUGCGCCAAGCACCGUCAAAGACAUCGUUAUUGAGCAGAUUUCUAAAAUCUAUUACUGAGAGAAAGUUUGAGAUCAAAAAGAACAAAAAACCUCCGAAGGCGAAUACUUUAUACAUCAAAGGCAUCAAGACAAGCUAUGAUUCUUUCAAAGAUUUUAAUGAUAAUCUCGACAAAGAGAUCCAGGAGAACGUGGCUGCCGAAAGGCAGGAAUUUAGUGGAGAAAAAGUGAGCUUGAAGCUGCGUGAGCUUUUCAAGAGACAUAUCUAUCGCGACAAAACGGAGGAGCUGUAUAAAGUAUACAAGGUGCGGAGUUCGUACAUGACGAACGGCGAGAGCAAGCCGAUGAUUGCGUUAUUAACAGAUAAGACACUGUAUCUAACCGGCUCAAAAAUGGACCACUCUUAUAGUAACCAGUUCGUUAUUCCUUAUAAUGAACUAGAUGUAAUUAUGAUCGGCCCAAAUGCCCAAAGUAUUUUAAUUUCCAAUGCCGAUUGCGAAAUGCAGUAUCUGUUCUCCACUGGCAGCUCGCAAACUACCUCAGAAUUAAUUGGCCACUUAGAAAUGGCCAUGAGACGAUCGCCGACGAAACCGAGGCUUCCUGCUGUUAAAGAACUGAAUUACGAAGAUAUGCGUAUUCUGAGGAAUUCAAUUCUUACUGAUACAGCUGUACAUCCUGACGAGAAAAUAGAACACUACAGCCUUAUUUAUAUAGAAGAUGAACACAUGUCACCGCCUAGUACGCCGUGUGGCCCAAUGAAAGAAGGCGAUCUGAUGUUCCGGCCGCAUACCUAUCAGCACUUACAUCCGAACGCACCCACGCAUCCCUGGGAGGCCGGCUAUUUUGUUCUAAAAGGCGGAGUAGUUUAUAUGUUUACGGAUUCGAAUCAGCGGCUUCCCAAACGUGCCAUACCGUUGAAAGGCGGCUUAUGUCAAGGCUGUAGAAGGAUUCCUAAUUCUCAUCGGCCACACACCUUCGAGAUACUACUAAAGCCCAACAAGUCGUACCAAUUUGCCGCUCCGGACGAAUACGUGGCUUCCGAGUGGUUACAGAGCUUUGUGCAAAGUGCAUCAGGUCUGUUUGAUAGCACAGAAAAGAAAGAGCCGUUGCCUUGUAGUCUUGUCACAACUACGAAACACCUAGUGGCGAUGAAAGAGGUACAUCCCGGUACGCAGAGAGGUCAAACACUCUCAUGCGCUUCCAUUAAGGAUCUAGCAGCGUUUAGGGUGCCAUUGGUACAACAGUCAUGGUGUAUAUUGGAAUUCGCAUGUCGAGAAGUGCACGAGAGUAGCGGUGACUGGGUCAUAUAUUUCACGAAUUAUACCGAGCUCUGUGCUUUUAAAGAAGUCUUAGAAACUUUGUGGACGGAUGCAAACUUGGGUGAGUUUCCUAUGGCAACACUUCCACCAGAGGAUAAACUGCAGAGACGUUGCUCGGAUGCUAGCAGGGAUUUGGAACAGGCCUGGCGGUACCUGCUGCCACCAGUUUUAGAAUAAACGGAAGAUAUACCAGUAGACAAUAUAUAUACCGUCAUCUGAGAAAUUAUUUUAUCAUAUUGCCAUAAAAGAAACUCAAAACGUAACGCAGAUCUCUCGCGUCAGCACGUGAAUAUCCAGGUAACUAUAUGAGAAUUUGAAUACUAAUAUACCAUAUGCCAAAGAUAAGUCGCUUAUAAAAACGUAAUACAAAUCUUUCUUUCUGUUGCAAAUUAAAUGCCAUAUAUCUGUCACUUGGAACUAGAACAAUCGAUGUUAUUUUGUGGCUUAUAAGUAGAAUCUUAUAAUAGAUAUCCUUAUUUGGACUGAUUUAUGGCAUAAUAUGAUAAAUUUCUAAUUUCAAGAUACAAAUAUAUGUGCAAUAUAUUCUCGCUAUAAUGCGGUGUUGAGAUGAGAGAGAUUGUGAGCAUUAUCUUGCAUAUAAGAUAUAAGUUGCCUCAAACAUAUAGAUAACUAUUUAGGAAUAUCGCAAAAUGGUGCAUUAUCUUUCUUGUAGCGUAAGCCACCAUAAUAUUAUUAAUUUAUAAUGACGCAAAGAAUGUAAUAUAAUUGAUAACUGUGAGACAUUAUUGAUUACCAUAUGACUGUCUAUAUAUUCACAUGUAUUGAAGAGACAAACCAGUAUGCAUUUGAAUACGCACGAUUGAUAUUAAAGUAGAUAUUUAUCGUCCGAAAUGAUAUUAUAAAAUUCAGAAUCACUUAAAGCAACUUUAACAAAGAAUACUUCAUAAAUCGCUUUUAAAAUUGAUAUAUGAUUUAACAUUCUUAAUGUUAUUUAUAAUUACAAAUUGAUUUUACUUUUAAUGUCAAAACUUUCUUAAUAUUGUUUUGUGAUACGUCUCAAAUUCAUAAAAUUUUACUCCAUAACUAUUAAUUUUUUAAAUGUACAAAUAAAAUAUGAGCAUAAUAUAAUUGUAUUAUAUGCACAAUAUUUAGUUUAAUAUAAUGUAAUAUUAAUUUAGUUCAAAUAUAGGUUGUAUCAACUUAUGUUGCAUCAUACAUUAGAAUUUUAAUAAUUACUGUUUUACGAAAUAAGAGUGAAUGAACACUAAAAGUACCAAGUGGUUAUUAUUGACAGUAUCCGUUUUUUAGAUUAAUAUUCUAUUUCUCAUAUGCAUAAGAAACAAAAUUUUUUAUUUUUUAUCAAUUAUUAUCAUAUUUUAUGAAAUAUUUGAUUUUUUAAAAUUAUUUUUUUAUUUAGUAUAUAGUAAUACACUUCUGUUUUUAGUGAGUUGAAAAUAUUGGUGCUUUUAGUGCUAAAGUUACAUAAAGAUUAUACCAAAAUGAUUAUAAACAAUUUACGCUUCAAAAAUUAUUGAUUAUUUUAAAUAUGCUUAUACUAUGAUAUGAAACUGCGAGAUAUAUAAGAAAAACUACAUAAAAAUGAAUUUUAUUUGUGAUAUAAUACAACAUAUAUAGAUAUAUAUAUAUAUAUAUAUAUCAAUAUUGCUGGGAAUAAGAUAUUUGUUAUGAUCUUUUUAAGUUAUAAUCUUGUGUUACCAUAAAAGCUACAUGAACGGAUGCAUUCUGAAUAUUCUUGUGAAUAAAUAUUUAAUUUUUGCAUUAUUUCAUGUAGCUUUAUACAUGAUUGUGAUAUGCUGUAAGUAAUAAGUGUCAGCUGUUGUUAAGUUCAUAAGAUUCCUAUGUGAAAUUUAUGUAAUUUAAACAAAUACCAUGAAGAUAAAAUCAGUUUUAUAUGUUAACGCUGUGUGUGAAAAGUAUGCGGAGUUAAAUUUUCUACAAGUUACAGCCAGCAUGUUCUAAAUGUUACAUCCAUAUACCUUUCACACAAACAAAAAUUCUGUAUUACCAUACACACAACCUGCAAAUUUAUGACUAGAAAAUUAAUAAAAGUAUACAAAGAGAA